AUGGCGGCACAAGGAGGCUUCAUCUCGUCGUACAUCGAUCUCUCCCCGAGCUCCUCGCGAGAGCUUCAUUCGGCUGGAGCAUCUGCUGAUGGAGAUGCGGAUUCGCUCUACACGGCCGCAUCUUCGGGUGCCAGUCUGCAGCACGAACACGAUGCAGGUGGCAAAGGACAUGCCCCCUACACGGACUCUCUCGGUGCCAAUCUGAAACCCGAACGAGCAGGCCAAGAAGAUAAUUGCGCAGCUGAAUCAGAUGAUGAAGAUGACGAAGAUUCCAUUCCGUUUGUCUACGCUUCCUACUCGACGACCUGCCUGCUCAACGAAUCUGGCAACCGCCCCAACAAGAAGCACGCUGGCAAGGUCGAUGCCAAGCGCCGCCGACAAGAAGAUUCAGAUGACGACGAGACCAGCAGCUGCUACGCCGAGGUGAGCCUUGGCGACGAGGACUCGAAGGCCGCGAGCAGCACCUACUCGAGCAUCUCGCGCUACUCAUCCACCUUGGCCUCGCCGCGAUCCAUGGACGAGCUGCCCACCGCCAAGGGCCUCACCGGGUACUCCACCCCCGUGCUACACAAAGAUGCGACGCGCGCCUACGAAGAUGCCUACGUCACGGUGGGCAGCCUUCGCAAGGAGGGCUCGGCCGAUGGAGACUACUUCCCCGUGCUGACGCAGGACGAGAAGAAGAAGACAAACAACACCAAGUUCGACCUCUACACGUCGGGCGAGAUGAAGGCCAAGCUGGCCUACUUCGAAGACCAGAUCGACAAGCAGAGCCUGGACGAGGAGCUGAUGGUGCGGCAGAAGGUCGCCGCGCUGCUGGCCGCGCUGCCGUCGGCCAAGAGCCGCCAGCGCGUCGUGACGCAGCUCCAGAAGGGCACCAACGCGGCCGAAGGCGAGGACUUUGAGGUGCUCAAGCCCGUGGCGCAGGUCCAGAAGCAGCUCGAGGUGGAGCCGAUCAAGCAGGAGAAGGAGUGGGCCAAGAUGGGCGAGGGCCGGCAGUGGAACGAAGAGUACCAGCGUACGGUGGGCAAGGGCCUCAAGCAGCUCGUGGCCGAGGACGUGCGCGCCAUCUCGCGGCUGAGCCACGACUUUGUCAAGCAGGCCGAGAUCUACGGUAAGGUCAUCAUCAACGAGCUCAACGUACCCGACGAAUGGAAAACGAUCAAGCCGGCCAAUGUGGGAGGAGUAGCGGGCGGCGCCAAGUACAUCGUUCAGGGCAUCCUCUACAAGUUUUGCCUUGAUCCCAUCGUAUCAAAGAAGCCGUUGGUGUGGCUCUACGGCGGAGAGCGACCCGACGACGACAACGCCAUGAAGGCGGCCGGGCUCGAACUGCAGGGUCUCGGCCUGAUCGCCACCUCGCAGAUGACACAGCUCCACGUUCCGCUCAUGGCCCUCAUUGACUACAAGGGCUUCAGGUUGAUAGCCACGUCACUGCUUCCCAUUGGGCCGGACACGCUCAAAUACGGCUCGAAUGACGCGGGGCGGACGAUCAAGACGGGCGACCAGGUGAUGGACCAUCUCAUGCACGGACUCGGCGAGCACCUCAACCUGCGCAAGCACCUCGUCGGCAAGCAGCGCGUGCCCAUCGUCGGUCCGGGCGACAUCGAAGGCCACCUGGGCACCGACGGCCGUUACUACCUGCUCGACUUUGCCCGCCUCAUGCCCCCCGAGACGCCCCUCCCCGAUGAGGACGGUCACAUCGACGGCCGAGGAGUGUUCUUCCGUAUGCUGCGGCCCGAGCUGGUGCGGAGCUUCCGAGUCCCGCUCUCCUCCGACACCUUCACCGGGUGGGGGAUGUACGAUGAAAACCGCGUGGCCUACGAGCUCGACGUGCGCGAGGCGACGGACCUCAUGAUCAACGAACGCGUGCCGGCGGUCGCGGCGGAGAUCAGCCAACUCUACGAGGUGGAAACAGGCAACUGUGUCGAUUUCACGCCUGCGCACCUGCAGCAGAUCUUGGAGCAGCUCAAUCUCGUGGCUCGAAUGCACGCACGAGGCGUGAAUUUGCGCCACCUGGGCCGAAUUCGGGACAAGAUGACAUCGAGCAAGGGCAGGAAGCUCCUCCUCUCUCUGGCGCUCAGCCGUGCCUUCAAGAGCAGGCUGCGGAGGCAGAUGCGCAAGAGCGUCCAGAAGCAGACGCACGCCGGCGCGUCCUCCGAGGUACCAAACCUACAUUACCAUUCCCUCGUCGUCAUCAAUGACCUGCGGCUCAACCACACCUAUGAACAGAGCGCAUGCAAGGACGUGGUGGUCGAGUUCUUCAACACAGUGCUGGGCCACACGAGCAAGUCGCACAACUUCUGGCGCGUGGGCAUCAAAGAAACGCUGAAGAGCAAGUUUCCGUUCAUCCUCACUGAGGCAGAGAGCGACGAGGACUACAACCUGCUCGAUGCCGGCUGUAUCAAACUGACGAUCAUGCUGUGCUUCAAGCUGGGCCUCGUCCGGUUCCCGACUGCGGUGACGGAGGCCAUCUUCAAGGACUACACCGCCGUGCGGCUGCUGGAGACCGACAUUCUCGACAUCCCUGCCAUCAUCAAGCACAACCAGCUGCAACACAUCUUCAACGGCAACAUCUGCAUGUUCGAGGCGGCUAAGGGCCAGCACAACUCGUCCGACGCGCUCCGACUGCUACGUCAGGCUCGAGAGCAUUUGAUGACGGCCGCCAGCAUGACCCCGUCGUGUCCCUACACCAACUGGGUGCUGGGCUCCAUCGAGAUCGACAUCGCAUCCCGCCUCCUGUUCGACCAGGAGUCCGAACGCCUCUUCACCUCCGCCUACGAGAGGUUCGCGAGGUCGUGCGAGUUGGACAAGACCAACGCGGGACCGAUCGGGUCGUGGGCCGACGCGUUGGACCAGCACGCCGCGCGCCUGGCUGCCAAUGACGCCGACCCCGCGCGGGUGGCCGAGAUGCGCGCCCUCGCCGGCGUUAAACGACAGCUGGCCGCCUCCAAGCGAGUCUCCACCUGCAGCCUCAUCACGUCGCCCCGCCACUAA
Messenger RNA from Acanthamoeba castellanii str. Neff, 2991 nucleotides. RefSeq lists its product as uncharacterized. Gene Ontology annotation, biological process: intracellular distribution of mitochondria. Gene Ontology annotation, molecular function: mRNA binding. Gene Ontology annotation, cellular component: cytoplasm. The coding region runs from base 1 to 2991 and encodes 996 amino acids. The record is from RefSeq and is a predicted model, not a curated record. The transcript is spliced from 13 exons. Lineage: Eukaryota; Discosea; Longamoebia; Acanthamoebidae.